Carcharodon carcharias (great white shark) is the source of this 1667-nucleotide messenger RNA. RefSeq names its product hyaluronan and proteoglycan link protein 4 (gene hapln4). Gene Ontology annotation, molecular function: hyaluronic acid binding. The transcript has 5 exons. Lineage: Eukaryota; Metazoa; Chordata; Chondrichthyes; Lamniformes; Lamnidae. Bases 135 to 1205 code for a protein of 356 amino acids. The record is from RefSeq and is a predicted model, not a curated record. Gene Ontology annotation, biological process: cell adhesion.
GUGAGAGAGAGAGAGAGAGAGAGUCUGUCCUCUUGAACAACGUCUCCAGACUGGCUCAUGUUUUAGUUCUGUUUAGUUCCACUGCUUGUACCUGCUGUUCUCCUGUGUUCCUGUGUUUGCAGUUGAGAGGGGAAAUGCUCUGUCUGAGAAACCGUCUUUGCCGCAAUUCCAUUCUCCUGAUGCUCCUCGUUCCGGCCUUCUCCCUCUUGAACAAUGACAUUGGAACCAAGCAGAGUGUGCACGUGUCAGGUGAUGAGAGUGGGCUCGUGGUGGUUCAGACUGCCCCAGGGAAAGUCCUCACUCACCGAGGAGGCUCCAUCAUCUUGCCCUGCAGAUACCACUACCAGCCGGAGAGCCAGGACCCCAGUAAGAUCCGCAUCAAAUGGACCAAGGAGUCCAACUCACUGCAGAGCACCGACGUUUUUGUGGCCUUGGGCAAAAUUCAGAAAGCAUUUGGGAUCUACAAGGGGAGAGUGUGGUUGCAGGGGGACGGAGAAGGCGAUGCAUCCCUCAUCAUGCAGGACGUGACACUGCAGGAUUACGGGAGAUACGAAUGUGAAGUCAUAGAUGAGCUUGAGGAUGAUACAGGAAUCGUCAAAUUGAAUUUGGAAGGUGUGGUGUUUCCUUACCAUCCGCGGUUGGGACGUUACACGUUAAACUUCGAAGAUGCUAAAAAGGCAUGCGCCGAGCAGGAUGGGAUACUGGCCUCAUACGAACAACUGCAUGAGGCGUGGCAAAAAGGACUGGACUGGUGUAACGCAGGCUGGCUGGAUGAUGGCUCCGUCCAGUACCCCAUUUCCAUACCCCGAUUCAAGUGUGGCAGGUCAGACCAGGCCGCUGGCAUUAGGAACUAUGGCUACCGGCACAAGGAUGACGAGCGCUAUGAUGCUUUCUGCUUCACCUCCAACCUCAAAGGUAAUGUUUACUUCUUGAGGACUUACCGGAAGCUGAACUAUGGUGAAGCGGUGAAGGCGUGCGAGAAGAGCGGGGCAUCCAUCGCCAAGGUGGGCCAGCUGUAUGCAGCCUGGAAGGUGCAGUUACUCGACCGCUGCCAAGCGGGUUGGCUGGCAGAUGGAAGUGUCCGUUACCCCAUCGUCAACCCUCGAGCCAAGUGUGGCGGCAAGGAGCCCGGUGUCCGCAGUUUCGGCUUCCCAGACAAGAAGCGCAGACUCUACGGAGUCUACUGUUUCAAGAAGAAGGAAUGAGGGAGAGGGAGAGUGUGUGUGUGUGAAAGAGAGAGAGAGAGAGAGAGGGGGGCAGAAAAACGAAUGGGUCAGGACUUUAGAAGUUCUCUGAGAACGACAAAGUUUUAAAGCAAAAACAGAUUCAGAUCUUAGAAUGAACUCACUUUUCUCCUCAAUCUCAGGCUAGAACGAUGUGAAUGUAAAAGGCCAAAAGAUAUGUGAUUAUGUUUAUAGAUUAGGAUGCUUCUAGUUUCUAUUUAUCCUCUGAAAAUAGUGCAUGCUUUUAAAUGCAAUGUGAAGAGUUUCAAAAUCCUAAAUGUCAUCAUUCCAGAGAGGAUGUUAAAGCGUCAACGUGACAAAAUUAGGGAUUCCCUUACUCUGAAAUUUGGCUCUAAACCAGUGAUGGGCAACCUAGGCGAGUAAGUGGGCCACAUGAGAGGCCCUCCUUCACCUCAGUGGGCCGCAAGAUUGAAAUCGGGCAUG